Quercus robur (English oak) is the source of this 1286-nucleotide messenger RNA. RefSeq names its product peroxisomal membrane protein 13. The transcript is spliced from 5 exons. Gene Ontology annotation, biological process: protein import into peroxisome matrix, docking. The record is from RefSeq and is a predicted model, not a curated record. The coding region runs from base 154 to 1047 and encodes 297 amino acids. Gene Ontology annotation, cellular component: peroxisomal membrane; peroxisomal importomer complex; peroxisome. Lineage: Eukaryota; Viridiplantae; Streptophyta; Magnoliopsida; Fagales; Fagaceae.
UCUUCUUACAAAGAAAAAAAAGAAAAAAGAAAGAGUUCAAAAAUAGAGAGAGAAACUAAGAAACAAGACAAAAAACUGUGUCUCUCAUUCUUUCUCAUCGUUAUCUCUCUCUGUACAUAUAUGCAGUCUCGAUAACCUCUGCAAAAUUCUUCAAUGGCCUCCAAUCAACAACCCUCCGGUAAUAGUCCUCCACCAAAGCCUUGGGAGCGAGCAGGUGCCUCAUCAUCUGGCCCUGCACCUUUUAAACCCCCGUCAGCUGGCAGCACGAGUGAUGUAGUUGAGGCUUCAGGAACUGCAAAACCUGGAGAAAUUGUUUCUACAUCUGCUAACAAUGCUGCUAUUAAUAGGAAUACCCUUGCAAGGCCUGUUCCUACAAGGCCUUGGGAACAGGGAUAUGGGAAUAGUACCUAUGGAGGUUAUGGCUCUACUAUGAACUACAACUCUGGCUAUGGUUCUGGAAUGUAUGGUUCAUCAUAUGGUGGUGCAGGGGGAUUGUAUGGUGGAGGGGGGAUGUAUGGAAACAGCAUGUAUAGGGGAGGAGGGUAUGGUGGUGGUGGUGGUCUUUAUGGAUCAUCUGGGAUGUAUGGAGGUGGAAUGUAUAAUAGUGGUCUUGGAGGCCCCAUGGGUGGCUAUGGUAUGGGUAUGAAUGGUCCUUAUGGAGGUCAAGAUCCAAAUGAUCCUUACGGUGCUCCUCCAUCUCCUCCAGGGUUUUGGAUUUCAGCUCUUCGGGUGACGCAGGGUGUGGUAAACUUUUUUGGUAGGAUAGCAAUUCUUAUAGACCAGAACACACAGGCUUUCCAUUUGUUCAUGACUGCACUUCUUCAGCUUUUUGAUCGCUCAGGUAUGUUAUAUGGGGAGCUAGCAAGAUUUGUGCUGAGGAUACUGGGGAUCAGAACGAAGCCAAAUAAGGUUCAUCCACCAGGCCCCAAUGGAUAUCCACAUCCUGGACCUCACAAUUAUAAUGGAAACCAGAACUACAUUGAUGGACCAAAGGCCGCCCCAAGUGGUUCAUGGGACAAUGUUUGGGGAAAUGAUGGUAGCCAGUGAUCCAAUAGUAUGCUUCUGCUUGCAUGGAGUGGACUUCGGUAAAAAGAAAAAGAAAAAGAAAAAAGCUUAAGAUCAAGAAGCAAAUCGCUCUCUCUCUCUGCCGAACACCAAAAUGAGCUGGAAAUGAUAGACCGUGUGAUAUUAUUUAGUUUGUGUUUGUGAUUCAUCGUGUAAACAGGCUUUUUAAACUAAUGAGCUUUGUCUCAGUUAAUGGAGAAUGAAAUGUUGGCCAUAAGAAA